CGAAGGGCUGUUCAGGCGGAGGCGCUUCAUCAUCAUCGCACAAAAUGGCAGCCAGCGUCCGCAAAGUCGCGACUCGCCUGCCCGUUGUAGUGAUUCUAGGAGCUACUGGCGCCGGGAAAUCCAAACUGGCCAUAGAUAUUGGAACUAGGAUGAACGGAGAAAUCAUCAGUGCAGAUUCCAUGCAGGUGUACAAGGGACUAGACAUCAUUACAAACAAGGUAACAGAGGAGGAACAGCGGGCAUGUGUGCAUCACGUGCUGGACGUUGUCAGCCCACUACGACGCUUUACCGUGGUGGACUUCAGAAACAGGGCGCUUCCCAUCCUUGAAGACAUCCUGGACAGACAAAGACUGCCCAUCAUUGUUGGGGGAACCAACUAUUACAUUGAGUCUCUGCUGUGGAAGGUGCUCAUCAGCCCACCGGAGGAUCAGGAGGAGAGCGGCCUGCUGUUUGACCGUGAGGAUGCAGCAGAUGAGAUGAUGACAGAUGCAGACCUCCACUCCCAGCUGGCAGCAGUGGACCCUGCCAUGGCUGAUCGGCUCCACCCCAACGACAGGAGGAAAGUGGCCAGGAGUCUGCAGGUGUUCCAACAGACAGGUGUUCCCCACAGCACCCUUCUACAGGAACAGUCCAUGCAGGAGGGGGGUGGGCCUCUGGGGGGGCCCCUCAGGUACACCAACACUUGCAUCCUCUACCUCUCCUGCCGGCAGGAAGUUUUAGAUGAACGCCUUGACAAGCGUGUGUACACCAUGUUGGAACAAGGCUUACUGGAUGAGCUUGCUCAUUUCCAUUCGGAAUACAACAAGGAGAUAGUUGAUGCAAACAGACAAGACUACACACGAGGUAUUUUCCAGUCUAUUGGAUUUAAGGAGUUCCACAAGUACCUGUUGCUGGAGGAAGGACAGAGAUCAUCGGACAUCGGUCAGCAGCUUCUGCAGGAGGGUGUCGCUGCGCUGAAGACGGUCACCCGACGCUACGCUCGCCGACAAAUCAAAUGGAUCAGAAACAGAUUUCUAAAACGUCCAGGUGGGAAUGUGCCGCAGGUGUUCCAGGUGGACUCCACCCACUACCCUGACAGGUGGGAGGAGGACGUCCUUCAGCCGGCACUCAGCAUCGUCCAGGCCUAUGUACAGGGUAAGGACCCCCCAGUUUCCCCUGUACCUUAUGAAGAGCCCAGACGUGUGGACAGAUAUACCGCGUACACGUGUGAGGUGUGUGGAGGGAGAAUCAUCACAGGACAGCUCAGCUGGGAAGCUCACGUGGCCUCGCGGUCCCACCAGAGAAAGGCGCGGCGGCAGCGGUUGCGUGAGGCGAUGAAACAGCAUCAGCUUGAUAACACUCAGCAAUCCAGUGAGGCAAGUGCUAGCUCAGGGGAAGACGACUUUGCUCAGUCAUUAAGUGCAAUGUUAGAGGAUAAAAAAGACUGAAAUAAGUGAAUGUCAACCUGUGAAAACUUUGUUGCACUUUUGUUAAGCUAUGAUAAUUUCACAUACCAGUAGUCUUCUAUGUUAACUGUUCUUUCCAUCCAUGUCACAAAAAAGAAACUUAAAAAAAGUUAACCUAUUGGACAGAUGAACAUUUCAAGUCAAAGGCAAGUAUAAUAUUUAUUCAGACUCUACCUAUGUAUAAUCUUUAUGUUUAAUUUGACCACAAAAUGAAAACUAUUUUAGUAUUAGAUCAGUUUCUCUUCAAGAUGACUGAAAACUUUGUUCUGAAGUUGCUCAGAAAGCUGUUUUGUUAGCCUUUCAUUACAGUGUACAUACACGGCUUACUAGAAUGUACAUAUUUCCUAUUUUAUGUAUGGUAGCUUUAAAGAGGCCGGACAUAUGAUGUAUUAUAAUUGGCAUAGUAGAUCUUCCAAAGAACGCAAGAAGAUAAACCUGACUUUUGAAACACUACUAAGGAGAAAAAAGUAUACGUUGUAGGUCCAGAUAUUGCCAAAAAAGGAAUAAAUCAAGUGUUGUAUUAGA
This is a messenger RNA of Branchiostoma floridae (Florida lancelet), 1970 nucleotides long. RefSeq names its product tRNA dimethylallyltransferase-like. Gene Ontology annotation, biological process: tRNA modification. Bases 45 to 1427 code for a protein of 460 amino acids. The transcript has 10 exons. Gene Ontology annotation, molecular function: tRNA dimethylallyltransferase activity. Gene Ontology annotation, cellular component: mitochondrion. The record is from RefSeq and is a predicted model, not a curated record. NCBI's taxonomy places the organism in Eukaryota, Metazoa, Chordata, Leptocardii, Amphioxiformes, Branchiostomatidae.